CAAUACCUAUCCACCUAAUACAGCUUCAUCACCUGCCCUGUCGAAUGGUCCCGCCUUGUUACUGCCAUCAUGUCUGUCGCUGUAUCCGCCAGAGGGGAGCAAUCCACCCAGCCCUUCCAGUGCCUUAUCUGUCGGAGCCGAUUCACCCGGCACGAGAACCUCAAACGUCACACUGCUCUCCAUACGCGAUCGUCGGACAAGGCCUCCUAUUCCUGCGGGCUGUGCUCUGCCACUUUCUCCCGUAGAGACCUAUGCACCCGUCACAUGAGGAGGAAACACCCUGAACAUGAUGAGGCGCCGACUCUAGAGAGAUCUCGCCCCCAACCGGCCGCGAUCCCAGGACGAUCCAGGAGGAAGAGGUCUCAGGACGUUGCAUCGAUUCUCGGCUCUUCCGCAGAGAGCCGCAGCACGUUGUGUUCAGGUCAAUGGCGCAGUGAGAUGCAUCUAGACAUGAGUGGCUCGAGUUGGCCUCCAGAGCUCUCGGGGGCGGCAGAAGAUACCUACCGGCCCAACUAUUCGCUCGACAGUCCGAAUUCAUCCACCGGUACCACCGGCGAACAUACGAACACCGAUGAGGGCGAUAUGACUUUUGAGGUUGGCCAUGUUCAGCCGUCUUUAUCAUCAUCAUCAUCAUCAUCAGCGAUUACGUCAGCACAUCUCCCUUCGUUCACGAGAUGUUUCACCGAUAUGGGAUUGAGUACAUCGCCCGUGAUGCCUGCUCUAGAUUUCAGCCUUCUUGAGCUCGACUUACCCGCAGCAGCGGCGGUGGAGGCCUGGAAGACUCCCUUGUCACCACGGGAUCUACAAUUCCUCCAGGACGAGUGGUCUCCAUCGGCGUCGCAGAUCGAGCAUGGACUUCGUCUCUACUUCAACUAUGUAUCACCCUUUUUCCCCUUUCUUCACCACCCAACAUUUGACACGACCGGAAGACCACGCUAUUUAAUCCUGAGCAUGCUCAGUCUUGGCUAUCAGCAUGGUGGAGACCCUGACUGCGGCGAAGGGUCGUGUUCUGGUCCGAGUGUGUCUUUACAUUGUUUUCACCAAGCCCGAGUUCAACUGGCCAGCAUGGAAGGAAAAAACGACGACUCGAACGACGGCAUGGCGAUGGUGCAGGCCUACCUCCUGCUCGAGAUUUGCGCCAUGAUGUAUCUCUGCGGAGAGAACUCGACGUACGGCCUGAAAAUGCAUCCUCGGAUGAUCUCUCUAACGCGGUCUAGCGGUCUGACACAACCGACACGACCGAGUUCCCAACCAGCCAAGGACCUUCAGGAGAUGUGGGAAGACUUCAUCCGGAGUGAAUCACAAAAGCGAACAGUCUUGGCUGCGCACCAGAUUGAUGCGCUCUGGUAUCAGCUCUUGUCUAUCCCUCGGUCACUGUCACAUCUCGAGAUCAAACUCGAGCUGCCUUGCCCAUCAGACUGCUGGGCUGCCAGCUCCGCCGAGAGCUGGGCAUAUUGCCAGCUAAUGACGCGGUGUCCCUCAACUUCGGUGCAGUACUCUGAUGCCGUCCGCCACUUUCUCUCACCUGCACCAGAUGCCGAUCCACUACCUCCAUUCGAUCCUUACGGCGCCAUAAACAUCGCACAGUUUCUCCUCUCCAGCGCACGGGAGGUCUCGGGUUGGUCUGCAAUGACGGGGAGGCUCAGCUUGGAGAGGCUGGAGCCCCUGCGGUCAUCACUAGUGGCGCUGGCUCCGUCCAUCCGCCCGCAGGUCGAGUCCGCGGACUCGCCACUGGCAGCGUUGCAGGAGGCGACAUGGGAGAUCGCCAUGAUCGAGUUGCAGAUCUGGUCGCCCUCGCACACCUGCGGCAUCAUCGAGGGCAGCGUGGAUGCGGCGCUGAGGGAGUCUACCAGACUGGCGGCCACAGGCGAAAUCUCGUUUGGGACGAAGACGGCCGAGGCCGCCCAACCUCACCUCGACUGGUUCCUGCGCUACCUUGACAUAACGACCACUCCCGAUGCUGAGCCGCCGUGGACCGCCCUGUACGCAUACAAAGCGUUCCUCAUUGCAUGGCAACUCCUGCGGAAGCAGGCACCAAACGCAAUGCAGACUGUCGGUGUAGAGGACGGCGAUGCUGAAGCGGCUAUAUCCUGGGCAAGAAACGUGUUUCAACGUAGGAGCGGACGGAGCAUAGGCAAGAUUAUCAUGACAUGUUUAGACAUAUUGGUGGCAGGUAAUACGGAUCAUGCCUAAGGGGUCUCAUCACGAGCCUCGGUCUGCAGGAAACACUACUCAUUGGACUGAUAGCUAAUCUAUUCUGUAUUGUGCUGU
Cryphonectria parasitica EP155 is the source of this 2271-nucleotide messenger RNA. RefSeq lists its product as uncharacterized. Gene Ontology annotation, molecular function: DNA-binding transcription factor activity, RNA polymerase II-specific; RNA polymerase II cis-regulatory region sequence-specific DNA binding; zinc ion binding. Gene Ontology annotation, biological process: DNA-templated transcription; regulation of transcription by RNA polymerase II. The coding region runs from base 70 to 2193 and encodes 707 amino acids. Gene Ontology annotation, cellular component: chromatin. The transcript is spliced from 2 exons. The record is from RefSeq and is a predicted model, not a curated record. Lineage: Eukaryota; Fungi; Ascomycota; Sordariomycetes; Diaporthales; Cryphonectriaceae.